Molecule: messenger RNA, 1488 nt
Organism: Orycteropus afer afer
Lineage: Eukaryota; Metazoa; Chordata; Mammalia; Tubulidentata; Orycteropodidae
Gene: SLC7A9
Product: solute carrier family 7 member 9
Biological process (GO): amino acid transmembrane transport
Cellular component (GO): membrane
Molecular function (GO): L-amino acid transmembrane transporter activity
Source: RefSeq, a predicted model, not a curated record
UCCUGGAACUAGCAGGAGAGAAAAAUGGGGGAGACAAGCCUGAGGAAAAGGAGAGAGGACAAGAAGUCGAUCCAGAGUAAUGAACCCAAGACCACAAGUCUCCAGAAAGAGGUGGGCCUCAUCAGCGGCAUCUGCAUCAUCGUGGGCACCAUCAUUGGCUCUGGCAUCUUCAUUUCCCCCAAGUCUGUACUCAGCAACACGGAGGCUGUGGGGCCCUGUCUCAUCAUAUGGGCAGCCUGUGGGAUUCUCGCAACACUGGGUGCUCUGUGCUUUGCGGAACUUGGCACUACGAUCACCAAGUCAGGAGGCGAGUAUCCUUACCUAAUGGAGGCCUUUGGGCCCAUUCCGGCCUAUCUCUUCUCCUGGACCAGCCUCUUCGUCAUCAAGCCCUCCUCCUUUGCCAUCAUCUGCCUCAGCUUCUCUGAGUAUGUUUCCGCGCCCUUCUACUCAGGCUGUAAGCCUCCUGAGGUCGUGGUUAAGUGUCUGGGCGCCGCUGCCAUCAUGCUCAUCACAACGAUUAAUGCUCUGAGCGUGCGGCUGGGGAGCUAUGUCCAGAACAUCUUCACGGCGGCCAAGAUGGUGAUCGUGGCCAUCAUUGUCAUCAGUGGAAUGGUCCUCCUGGCCCAAGGAAAUACAAAGAAUUUCGAAAAUUCUUUUGAGGGUUCAAAAGUGUCUGUGGGAGCCAUCAGUCUGGCAUUUUAUAAUGGACUCUGGGCAUACGACGGAUGGAAUCAACUCAAUUAUAUCACAGAAGAACUUAGAAACCCUUUCAGGAACCUGCCCCUAUCCAUUAUCAUUGGGAUCCCGCUGGUGACAGUGUGCUACAUCCUCAUGAACAUUUCCUACUUCACCGUGAUGACCACAACUGAACUCCUGCAGUCCCAGGCUGUGGCUGUGACAUUUGGGGACCGCGUUCUCUACCCAGCCUCUUGGGUCGUUCCACUCUUUGUGGCUUUUUCAACCAUCGGUGCUGCCAAUGGAUCCUGCUUUACAGCAGGCAGACUCAUUUAUGUUGCAGGCCGAGAAGGCCACAUGCUAAAAGUGCUCUCUUACAUUAGUGUCAAGCGCCUAACUCCAGCCCCUGCCAUCAUCUUUCAUGGUACCAUAGCUACCAUUUAUAUCAUCCCUGGUGACAUUAACUCAUUAGUCAAUUACUUCAGUUUUGCUGCAUGGCUGUUCUACGGCAUGACGAUUCUAGGACUCGUUGUGAUGAGGUUUACGAGGAAAGAACUGGAAAGGCCUAUCAAGGUGCCCAUUGUCAUUCCCAUCUUGGUGACUUUCAUAUCAGUGUUUUUGGUGUUGGCCCCUAUCAUCAGUGAGCCUGCAUGGGAAUAUCUCUACUGUGUGAUAUUUAUACUAAGUGGCCUUGUAUUUUACUUCCUUUUUGUCUAUUACAAGUUUGGAUGGGCUCAGAAAGUCUCAAAACCGAUUACCAUGUACCUUCAGAUGCUAAUGGAAGUUGUCCCACCUGAGGAAGAGCCUAAGUAA